AUGUCUCCUGCUGGCGGUACAAUUACUUUCGUAGACAACUCCAUCUCCAACAUUAAACUGAUCAGCAACCCACACCGCCUGAAUACCCCGGAACAAUCCGGCUGCCCGGAAUUCCUCAGCCUGAGUCACAGUCCCCGGAGGCGCAUCGCCUCCGGCCGCCGCAAUGGUCCGGCAGUCGCUGCUUCGGACGCGGCGUCCCCGAGUCCGCUCGAUUGGGAGGGGCUAACGGCGAUCGCCACCACCAGCACCGCCACAGAAACCAGCGGGAAGAGCCUGGAGGGGCUGGACAGGCGGCACGGCGGACCCAAAUGGAAUUUCUUCCAACGCUGGGUAGCGUCGGCCUUGGACGCCGGGGAGGACGCAUUCAUAUGCAAGGUGCUGGACAGGCUGCGCCCCCUGCCAGAGACCGCCAACCCCGCCGUGCAGAUCGCCGGCAACUUCGCCCCCGUCGUAGAACAACCCGUCCGCCACUCGCUUCCAGUGACGGGCCUGAUACCGUCUUCCCUCGACGGCGUCUACGUCCGAAACGGCGCAAACCCGCUCUUGGAUCCCAUCGCGGGCCACCACCUCUUUGACGGCGACGGGAUGAUCCACGCCGUCUCCCUCCGCGGCGGCGCCGCCAGCUACGCCUGCAGGUUCACCGAGACAGAGCGCCUCGUCCAGGAGCGUGCCAUAGGGCGGCCGGUGUUCCCCAAGGCCAUCGGCGAGCUGCACGGCCACUCGGGCAUUGCACGCCUGGUCCUCUUCUACGUACGCAGCCUUUUCCGCCUAGUCGACCACACCCGCGGCACCGGCGUGGCUAACGCUGGGCUCAUCUACUUCAACUCACGCCUGCUCGCCAUGUCCGAGGACGACCUCCCCUACCAGAUUAGAAUCACCCCAUCAGGCGACCUCCAGACUGUCGGCCGCUACGACUUCGACGGGCAGCUCCAGUGCGCCAUGAUCGCUCACCCCAAGCUGGACCCCACCUCCCGGGAGCUGUUCUCCCUGAGCUACGACGUCGUCCGCAAACCCUACCUCAAGUACUUCUGGUUCUCCGCCAGCGGUAGAAAGUCUCCCGACGUCCAGAUCCCCAUCGAUCGGCCGACGAUGGUGCACGACUUCGCCAUCACGGAGAACUUCGUGGUGAUCCCGGACCAGCAGAUGGUCUUCAAGCUGGAUAGGAUGCUCCGAGGCCAGUCUCCAGUGGUCUUCGACGGGGAGAAGGCCUCUCGGUUCGGCGUCCUCCCGAGGUACGCCGGCGAUGCGUCGGAGAUCAUGUGGGUGGACGUCCCAGAGUGCUUCUGCUUCCACCUUUGGAAUGCGUGGGAGGAGCCCGCCACCGGCGAGGUCGUCGUCAUUGGCUCCUGCAUGAACCCGCCGGACAAACUGUUCAACGAGUCCGCCGGGCAGAGCCUGCAGAGCGUCCUCACCGAGAUCCGGCUUAAUCCCGGCACCGGCGGGUCCUCACGCCGGCCCAUCGUUCCCCCGUCAGCCCACCUGAACUUGGAGGCCGGCAUGGUGAACCCCGGCAGGAUGGGGAGGCGGACGCGCUACGCCUACCUCGCCAUCGCAGACCCCUGGCCCAAGGUGUCGGGCUUCGCCAAGGUGGACCUCUCCUCCGGGAAGGUCACCAAGUUCGUGUACGGUGACCACCGCUACGGUGGGGAGCCCUACUUUGUGCCGUCUCACCGCCAAUCGGCUGAGGAAGAAGACGACGGGCACGUCAUCACCUUCAUGCACGACGAGCGUACGUCGGAGUCAGAGCUCCUGAUCAUUAACGCUGCAGACAUGCGGCUGGAGGCGUCCGUCAAGCUGCCCUCGAGGGUCCCGUACGGCUUUCACGGGAAGUUCAUCAACGCCACAGACCUGGAAUCCCAAGCAUGA
This is a messenger RNA of Spirodela intermedia, 1866 nucleotides long. Lineage: Eukaryota; Viridiplantae; Streptophyta; Magnoliopsida; Alismatales; Araceae. The record is from the annotation of a GenBank genome assembly.